AUGUCUGUUGUGGGACAUCAGCCACCCGCCGAGACCGUGCUCGGUGUCAAAACUAUCCUGUCUUUCAUUGCGACCUCGGUCUGCCCUCCUCCAGACAACACCUCACCUUCAACCCAGGCGCGUAGCAAUUUCCUGCUCGCUGUCCAAAAGGAAGCGUUUGAGCGAGUGCUGAGCGCUAUCAUUGUGCCGGCGAUGCCCUUGGCGUCAGGUGACCUGCCAGUGUGGUUGCAACUUGUUCAUCAGGCGGCAGCCAGCGAGGAGGAGCUUCAACCAGCAGGUGCGACGAUUGCUGUCCUCCGGCAGUUUGUGGACCAGGAAGCCGGAGGACGAUGGCUUAGUAAGCGCCGCCAGGCGUUGCUACGCAAAGCGAGGCGCAUCAUCUAUAACGACUGGAAAUUGUCCGGCUUUCGACAGGUCGAUAUCGCCACUCCCACAACCGAAGAAGCGGCCGUCACCCAUGUGGGACCCGAAGAAGCGGCUAUUGCGGCCGAUAAAGUACUGGAUGAUGAGCUGGACAACGAUGACGAUGGUUGGGGCUUCGACGAUAAGCCUUCUGAAGAGUCAAAGGCCACGCAAGGGAAUCCUGAAGACGAUUCGAGUGGAUGGGACUUUGAUGAUGUGGCUACACCCAUAGCUCCGCCACCUGUCGUCAAUUCCAAGCCGACACGUGUGGCUAAACGCCUAGGGAAGCGGGCUAAGCAGUCCGAGAGUGUGGACACACCCCAAAGUUUGCCGUCGACCCCUCCACGCGAAGAAGAACCCGUGCUGCAGCCUCGAGCCGUCGUCACUCCCUCGCCACCAGCCCCACAGCGCCACUGGCGUCGGGUUUCACUGGUGUGCGACGAGGUUGUCACGAUGGCUAAUGAUGCGGCCGCGGAAAUGUACGCUGUUCCUAGUUUGUCUAUCAAUGAUGCUUCGUUCGCCUCCCUGGAGUCAGGAAUGGCAGACCAGCUGGCCGAGGUGCUGGAUUUCAUCCGCGCGACCACGCCUGUUGCUAAUCUGGAGUACGCCAAGACUUCUACUGCUGUUUUGCAGUUGAGCAACGACUUUGCGUACAUAGGCGAAACUUUACAUGUCUCGCCGGCUCUCGCCAUUGUCUCAUCCAUUCUGUCGGGCACGCAUCACUUUGUGGAUACCAGCAGCGAAACGGUCUUCGCCCCAGCCCAACAGGCCAUCAACAGGCUAGUAGUUUACGCGAAACAGCUGGCCGUUGACUUGGACCCCCUUUUCGAUUCGCAGCGCCGAGACAACCUGCUUGGUGGUGUUGUGGAGGCUAUUGCGGUGUCCGUCGUGGACGAUAUUCUCGCCCUUGAAGACAUCACGGAGGCUGAGUCUGAGAAAAUCGGCCUUCUUGUGGGCGAGCUGGAAAGCCUUGAUUCACAGUUUAUGGGCGGCAGUGACGUCUCAGCCAUCGCGACCUUUGUUCCCCACUGGCUGAAGUUGUGUUACACUAACGAGAUUUUGCGUGCCAACCUUGUCGACAUUACCUACCUGUUUGAGAGUGGGUCGCUGGUCGACUUCACGCCCCAGGAACUGGACAGGCUGGUUCGUGCCCUAUUUGCCGACAGCCAGAAGCGCACUACUCUAUUGGAGAAGAUCGGCUUCUGA
This is a messenger RNA of Apiotrichum porosum, 1608 nucleotides long. RefSeq lists its product as uncharacterized. Gene Ontology annotation, cellular component: RZZ complex. The coding region runs from base 1 to 1608 and encodes 535 amino acids. The record is from RefSeq and is a predicted model, not a curated record. The transcript has 6 exons. Gene Ontology annotation, biological process: mitotic spindle assembly checkpoint signaling; endoplasmic reticulum to Golgi vesicle-mediated transport. NCBI's taxonomy places the organism in Eukaryota, Fungi, Basidiomycota, Tremellomycetes, Trichosporonales, Trichosporonaceae.